AUGGUGCUCAGGCCCACAACUGAAGCACUUCUGAGCACGGAUAUGACUGUCACAGCCUGGGAGACCAACCUCACAACAACCAAUGGAAGUGAUCAGGCCAUUUAUCAACGUUAUACAAAGUUAAUCCUGCACUUACUGACAGGCAUCGUGGCCCCGGUUGGGCUGGCAGGCAACGUGGUGGUGUUCUGGCUGCUGGGCUUCCGCAUGCGCAGGAACGCCUUCUCUGUCUACAUCCUCAACCUGGCGGGGGCCGACUUCCUCUUCCUCUGCUACAGAUUUAUACAUAGCAUACUUUUACUUUUCAACUUCAAGAUUUUUAGAGUAACGCACAGAUAUCUCUUUCUCGUGUUCAUCUCUGCUUACAUCUCAGGCCUGAGCUUUCUCAGCGCCAUCAGCACAGAGCGCUGCCUGUCUGUCCUGUGGCCCAUUUGGUACCGCUGCCGCCGCCCCAGACACAUGUCCACCGUCAUGUGUGCCCUGCUCUGGGCCCUGUCCCUGCUGCUGAGCAUGCUGGAAGGGAACUACUGUGACCCCCUGGGGAGGAAUAUGCAUUAUUUUUGGUGUUCAGUGUUGGAUUUCAUCACUGUGGCAUGGCUGAUUUUGUUGUUUGUGCUUCUCUCUGGGUCCACCCUGGCCCUGAUGACCAGAUUGCUGUGUGGCUCCCAUCGCUUGAGGCCCACCAGGCUCUACAUAACCAUUGGGAUCACAGUGCUGGUCUUCCUCCUCUGCUGCCUGCCCUUCAGCAUCUGCCUGUUCCUUACAGCCUGGUUACCAAAUAUAUCUAGUACCUUCUUUCGUCUUUACAUGAUGGUAGUUCUCCUGUCCUCUAUCAACAGCUGUGCCAACCCCAUCAUUUACUUCUUCGUUGGCUCCUUCAGGCAGCGAUGGUGGAAGCGGAGACACACCCUGAGGCUGGUUCUCCAGAGGGCACUGCAGGACACUCCUGAGGUGGAUGAACCUGGAGAAAGCCUUCCUGGGGAAACCCUGGCCAUGUCGGGAAGCAGUCUGGGGCAGGGAUGAGAGCCUCUGUCCUGAUCAGUCUGGAGUAACUUCCAGACUCACUGCUGCCCUGCCAGGCUUGGAAAGUAUCUAGUCUUCUCCAAGACUCAGCCCCAAAAUGCUUCAGUGAUUCCCCAAUCUCUUCAAAUAGGUUGUUUUUAAUCUGGCUCCUCUAGUUUUUCUCAUUAGUCUGAAAAUUAUGCCUUGCCA
Molecule: messenger RNA, 1209 nt
Organism: Myotis davidii
Lineage: Eukaryota; Metazoa; Chordata; Mammalia; Chiroptera; Vespertilionidae
Product: mas-related G-protein coupled receptor member X2-like
Exons: 2
Coding region: 1-1020 (339 amino acids)
Biological process (GO): G protein-coupled receptor signaling pathway
Cellular component (GO): membrane
Molecular function (GO): G protein-coupled receptor activity
Source: RefSeq, a predicted model, not a curated record